CGACUUCCUGAAAGUGACAGAAUGAAAGUUGAAAAAGAGGAAUUAAACCAAACUUAGUUCAGUUUUUCCUCUUGAAAAUUUAACCAAGAAGCAUUCAAAAUUGGAACAGUCUUCUCAUCAUGACUGAAAAGGAUUUUUUGCGAGACAAGCAUGUAAAGUUUUUUAUACGCACUUUAAGAGUUCUACCAUCCAGCCUAUCAUCACUAGACACUAACAGAAUGACAGUGGCCUUCUUUGCUUUGUCCGGGCUGGACGUCCUGGGUGCAAUCAAUGUACUGGAGGAAGAACACAAACAGAUGAUUGACUGGAUUUACUCACUGCAGGUUUUACCACACGCCUCAGGGUCAAAUCGACAGCAGUGUGGAUUCCGUGGUUCGUCAACAUUAGGUCACAGUUAUAUUCCCGAAACGGCUCGGGAAAAGCUCAUUCCAUAUGACAGCAGUCACAUCGCCAUGACGUACACUGCUCUCGCCUCACUGCUCAUUCUUGGCGACGACUUUUCACGCGUAGACAGGAUGGCGAUUGUUGAUGGACUGGGCGCUCUCCAGCAAGAUAAUGGCAGUUUCUGUGCCAUGCCUGAGGGGAGUGAAUGUGACAUGAGAUUUGUUUACUGUGCAACGUGCAUCAGUUACAUGCUAAACAACUGGAGUGGAAUGGACGUAGAGAAAACCGUCAAAUAUAUUCAAGCUAGCUUGACAUACGAAGGUGCCUUGGCUCAGGGUCCAGGAUUGGAAGCUCACGGUGGCCCCACAUUUUGCGGCAUUGCCUCUCUGAUCCUGAUGGACCGACUGGACGUUGCCUUUACCCCCAGACAGCUGGAGCGGCUGAAACGGUGGUGCGUCUGCAGACAGCAGAGUGGCUUUCAGGGAAGACCCAACAAACCGGUGGACACGUGCUACUCAUUCUGGGUUGGGGCUACGCUGCAGUUGUUAGACAUGUUUGACAAGACUGAUGCCAGGUUCAACAGAUCGUACAUCUUAGAAACACAAUCAGACAUCACUGGUGGAUUCGCUAAGUGGCCUCAAAACAGUCCAGAUGCCCUGCAUGGUUAUUUCGGAGUGUGUGGAUUGUCACUGAUAGGAGAAGCAGGACUCUUACCUCUACAUGCUGCUCUCAACAUCAGUCAGAGAGCUGCUGAUCAUCUUCAUGUCAUCCAGAGAAACUGGUCAAAUCCAUCCUGUUUUCUCAUCUAGCGAUAACAAACAACAACGAAACCUCUAUGAGGAAGGGUUUUUUUUGUUCAGUAUCACAUUGCGAUUCGCUUUGUUCACAAGUUUAUGAAAUCGUUAUACAAAGUUCUAAAUCGUUGCAUUUUAAAAUUGAUUACAAAUUUGUUGCUAAUCGGUUUUGAAUUGAAAAUGUUCUCCCACCUACAGAGAAUAAAUGACAAGACUCAUCUGUUCAUAUUUUAAGAGCACCCAAUGAGCACUUGUCGUUGGUUCUGUCGUCAAGUUCACGCCCUGGUAAAAUCAUGGUACUAAGAACUGUAUAGAUAACUAGUGGCUGAGGCAUUGAUACGCACACACUUAGGGCACAACACAAAGCACCAGCAAUCACAAACUGCCUUGUUAAAAUUCUUCGUUAAACUAUGAAAUUGUUCAGUUGAUGUUGAUGAGUUGUGACACUUCGUUUUUAUGUUUCAAGUUUAGGCAUUGUUAAAAGCUUUCUUGUAGGAAAUUGGAUAAAGUUUACUUGACCGAAUGUAGAAAUAUUUCCACAAUUGGAUUGCAACUGUUUUAUGUGUAACACAUUUUACUAUGUUUGUACUAUCGAAAGAUAGGCAGCAGGGGUGCAGAAAUGGAAAAUAUUUCACUAACCCGCUGGACCAGAACUAACUAAAACUCACCAGAAUUUCUACUAGUCCGGCAGCCUAGAAAAUAUACUUUUGUUUAGCAAUAUUUUAAUAUAUAUUUAAUGACAAAAACAUUAAGGACACUUCGUAAGUUAUCAACAUCACAUGGCAAAAGAAAGAAAUCAAACCCUAAAAGUUGAUUGACAAAUCAAUACAUGUUGAAAUAUUCUGAUCAAGACGUUAUUCACAUUUCUUUCAUAUAGAUUUACAAAAUUUACUUAUCGUUAACAUACUUUCAACGUAAACGACAAAUUUUUAGGAACUAUUGACCUUUGACAGGCCCCGUUUCCUGGGAAUUAGGCUAAAUAAAUAACUCAUCCAUCAUAAUUUUGACUUGCAUUUGCUGAGCGCGGCAAGUACUUUCUGCACAGCCAUAAUUUUCUUCUCUCUUUGUUUUCAUCCAUUGCUUCCCAGCUGGCUGGGAUGUUCGGAUGGUGUAUUCUAAACAAAUGUUCAAUUAAAACAACUUGUUUUGGAUUAGCAGUUAGUGUUAAGUUAUUAGUGGUUAGUCAUUUUAAAUUUAUAUAAAAAACCCACCUAAUAUUAGAGGUAAUAAAAGUCACACAAAUGGGAUAUUGCAUUUAGCCUAGUUGCAAUAUGAUUUCUGUUGUACGGUACCCAUCUCACGGUAAGCUGUUAUGGAAGUAGAACAGUUUUAUUGUACACAACAAUUUCUAGGGGUGAGAAGUCACUGAAUGAUCUCUAUUUUACUGUGCCUGUCUUCAAAGUGAUUGUAAACUGGAUUACUAUAAUUGUGACAUUCUUUUCACAAAUUAGAACCAUAGCCCAUGUUUUCAACAUGUAAAUUUUGCGAACAAUCGUUGGUAUCUGCAUGUAACAAAAUGUACAUAUAAAUAUUUAUUACCCAUAUGGUUAAAAAUAUUUUGGUACAUAUCAAAAUGAUACGUCCCACUAGAAUGCCAAGUGGGACGUUACACUUUUGACGUCAUACGAUGACAUCAUUGAUUGGCGUACUGCAACCUUACAGGAA
Gigantopelta aegis is the source of this 2843-nucleotide messenger RNA. RefSeq names its product geranylgeranyl transferase type-1 subunit beta-like. The coding region runs from base 120 to 1193 and encodes 357 amino acids. Gene Ontology annotation, molecular function: CAAX-protein geranylgeranyltransferase activity. Lineage: Eukaryota; Metazoa; Mollusca; Gastropoda; Neomphalida; Peltospiridae. Gene Ontology annotation, cellular component: CAAX-protein geranylgeranyltransferase complex. The transcript has 10 exons. The record is from RefSeq and is a predicted model, not a curated record. Gene Ontology annotation, biological process: protein geranylgeranylation.